AUGUCAAAAGGGCCAACAACUCGAUCAAUCGACAUAAAAUGUCAUCGGGAUCGUUGUUCUUUCUACUUUCAUUUUCGAAAAAUGACAGACAACAGAGCUGUAAAUGCUGUCUUUGAAAAAGUUUCUUUUGUGAGCAAGAUCAGUACUGUUUUGAAAGCCACAUCUGAUGAUGAAUCUGCCAUACCAGGAUAUCUUUACAUGGAAGUUUGUAAUAUCACUCUGGAGUCAGAUGGGUAUAGUGAGUCCAUGCUAGAAUACCUAGUAGAUAGACUAAACAAAAAGUCCUGUCAUGUUAAAAUCAAGGUAAUGAAAUUAAUGAAACACAUCUUAAUGCAUGGGAACCCUCAAUUCAAGCUAGGCUUGAUGAAGUGCUCCCAGGGUAUCACAGAAGCCAAAAAGCACAGUGGGCCACCAGAUCCCUUACAUGGGAACAUUCCUUAUCUUGCUGUGAGGAAAACUGCAAAGGAAUUAUUGGAGAUGCUUUUUGACACAGAGAACUUUCCAACUACAAGCAAACCCAUCCCGGCAUCCUCAGGUUAUGGAGCCCAGUCAGGUCCAAAAUCCAAGAUGGAAGGGUUUGGAAAUACAGCCUCGCCUCAGAAAGUAGGGAUUGGGAAAUCCUUGCUACAAAAUAUCAGCGAUUUUGCCCAGCAGCUUAGGGAGGAACCAGAGAACCCCCAGAGGGCGGUCUUAUCCUCCCUGGAGAACCCAGGGUCCUAUAAACCUCCAGUCGACCUGACCUUCUGUCCCCCCGGAGACACCCUAGAGGGCAUACAGCCUGUGACAGGACGGAAAGAGGUUGUUCACAUCCCUGGUAAAGCAGGGGGAGGCUGGGACGAUGAUGAAGAUAAUACUGAUGAAAAUGUAGAGGACAGCGUGGCAGAACAACACAACAGUUCCAAUACUGACACUAGGUCUAGGUUAGACAGCAGUAGUUACGAGGACUGGAGCACUGAAGAGAACCUGGUGAAAUCAACCGUUGAUACUGGCAACGAUCGUCUGCUGACAAACUCUCAGAUAACAGAGUUCAUCAAGUCCUGCCAGGCCUGUAACUGUGAUAAAGUGUUGGAGCUGCUGUGUCAGAGUCUACAGUCGACAGACGGACCCCUACUGAUGAGAGCUCUGCUUUUGGUUGAGUAUUUGUUAAGAACAGACAUCUAUGGUAUCAAUCAAAUUUCUGAAGCUUGUGGUAAAUACUUGUUAAAUAUAUCAGAGGGAAAAGCUAGUCCACAGACCUCCAAAGCCAAAAAGAUCAUAAGAAUUCUUGAGAAGCUUCGUUCAACGCUAGUGGAAAAUGCAGCUUCAUGAUAUCAACAAAUGAAUGAUUAGACAGUGUGCAAUACCAUAUCAUUAUUACAGAAUGAAUUAAUGUAUGAUUUUAUCUGAUUAUUGUAUAAUUCCAUGUAAUCAUGAAAAGAGAUUGUCUCUUCACUAUCAUACUUGGUAUAGAUGUCUGGACUUUCAUGUGAUUUACGUUAGUCAUAUAGAUAUAUAAUACUUAAAUGAUCAUAAAAUGACUGAUUGUUUAUGCUACAUGUAUAUAAUUUUAUAAAAACAUUUAUGAUUGUAAUUGCACAAUUUUAUUGAGCCCCAUAACAUUGGUUCUGGUACAUGUACCAGUAUAUCAUCAUUAAACAUGUAAAUAAUU
This is a messenger RNA of Magallana angulata, 1648 nucleotides long. RefSeq names its product AP-4 complex accessory subunit Tepsin-like. The transcript is spliced from 12 exons. The record is from RefSeq and is a predicted model, not a curated record. Gene Ontology annotation, cellular component: trans-Golgi network membrane. Bases 1 to 1308 code for a protein of 435 amino acids. NCBI's taxonomy places the organism in Eukaryota, Metazoa, Mollusca, Bivalvia, Ostreida, Ostreidae.